Messenger RNA from Rattus norvegicus (Norway rat), 830 nucleotides. The record is from RefSeq and is a predicted model, not a curated record. NCBI's taxonomy places the organism in Eukaryota, Metazoa, Chordata, Mammalia, Rodentia, Muridae.
CCUGGAGUGUGAGAAGGACCCAACUCCCAGAGGAGUACUGCAACCUGUUUUCAUGCCUUCUGUGUUUCCCAUGUCUCCCUUUCCUCAUCUGCUUCUCAAGAAAGAGUGGUCUUGCUCUCACCAACUCCUCCUAUCACAGGAAAUCAGGAGGCUCUUCCCAGACCACUCUCAGCUGAGUAGCUCCUGGAAAACUGGAUGGGACCAUGGCCAACAGCGAGCGUACCUUCAUCGCCAUCAAGCCUGAUGGGGUCCAGCGGGGGCUUGUGGGAGAGAUCAUCAAGCGAUUCGAGCAGAAGGGAUUCCGCCUGGUUGGUUUGAAAUUUAUACAGGCUUCAGAGGAUCUUCUCAAGGAGCACUACAUUGACCUGAAGGACCGCCCCUUCUUUUCUGGCCUGGUGAAGUACAUGCACUCAGGACCGGUGGUUGCUAUGGUCUGGGAGGGACUGAAUGUUGUGAAGACAGGCCGGGUGAUGCUUGGAGAGACCAACCCCGCAGACUCUAAGCCUGGGACCAUACGAGGAGACUUUUGCAUUCAAGUUGGCAGGAACAUCAUUCAUGGCAGCGAUUCUGUGGAGAGUGCGGAGAAGGAGAUCAGUUUGUGGUUUCAGCCUGAGGAGCUGGUGGACUACAAGAGCUGUGCGCAGAACUGGAUCUAUGAGUGACAGCAGGGCCCCUGCUUUUUUUCUGUCUACUGACCCUUGAUCUCACAGGCAGGGGAGCAGCAGCUCUAGAUCUUUCUGGAACUUCUCUGAACUGGAAGAAGCCUCUGGGCGCUGUGACUCCCUGUGCAGUGUUAAGUGCCACUGGUAGAUUAAAGUGUUUUGUCUGUA